This is a messenger RNA of Homarus americanus (American lobster), 1182 nucleotides long. RefSeq lists its product as uncharacterized. The transcript is spliced from 9 exons. Gene Ontology annotation, cellular component: Ino80 complex; nucleus. NCBI's taxonomy places the organism in Eukaryota, Metazoa, Arthropoda, Malacostraca, Decapoda, Nephropidae. The record is from RefSeq and is a predicted model, not a curated record. Bases 112 to 939 code for a protein of 275 amino acids. Gene Ontology annotation, biological process: chromatin remodeling.
AUAAUCUCAGAAUUCCCGGAAUAUUUCACACCAGUUGUUUACUCCUGCAGAUGUAAACAACCUGUGUCAAGUUAUCACUGAACUCACUUUAUUACACGGAAGAAAGGUUUCAUGAUGCCAGUUCAGACAGAUGGUCCAGAAGAUUAUAAAGCCAAAUAUAAGACUCUGAAGAGGAAGCUAAAACUUCUUAUUUAUGAAAAUGAGUGCUUCCAAGAGGAACUGCGAAAAGCCCAGAGAGCACUGUUGCGUGUCAGACGAGACAAAUCUUUCCUCCUUGACCGCCUCCUGCAGUACCAGCGCGGCCCAGACUCUUCCUCUGACUCAGAACAAACAGAAGAAUCUGACACAGAAAAUGAUUCCAAGAUUGAGGCAAAGAGUUGCAGGAAACGUUUAAGCAUGGAAGGUUCUAACACUGGGUCCAGUAAUUCCCAAGGCUCUGUGAAUAAACCACCAUCAAAAAAGAAGAAAUCGAGUAGUAGUGGGGGCAGUGGCAGCAGUCUUAGUAAAUCUAGCAAACAGACUGGGAAGCAGAUUCCAUUGGGCACAGCCAUUGUAGGGAGUAAUAGUGGUAAUAGCAGUAUCCAAGCAACCACCAGUGCCAGUGGUAUCCCCGCCAAUAAUAACACUAACAGCCCCAGCAAUACAGCACCAAUGCGGAAAUUAACUAGUGCACAUCUGCCUCCAGGGUCAGCAGCAGCAUUGUCGGUCCGACGGCACAUCGUUGGAGGUGGGGUGCCCGGUGCACAUACGAGCGAUGGGCAGCUGAGCCGUGAAGAAGUUGAACGCCGACUCGCUGCCAGACAACCCAUGAAUGACUUCACCACCACAACAGUGUCACUUACAUUACCCAAUCAACUAUUUUCUGACAAUAUUAUGGAGGGCUGUGCCAAGACAAAGUCUCAACCAACUGGUGAUUGGCUGAUACAAAAACAUCUUUGACUGCCUCUACAAAGAACAUCCCUAAACGCUCCAUCCGUCAAGUCCUCAGGGACUUCAUGGAAGAGGAAGUGGAGACAUCCCCAAGUAACAUUGAAGAUGAUAUCACAAUAGACAAUUAUGACUGAUCACUGUCAUAUAGUUUUACCGUCACCUUACACUACUAAUGAUAACGGAGUCUCACUUAUAAAUGUCAUGAAAAUAUGCUUGCAGAUCAUUAAAUUAGUUACAAGUAACAUUUAUCCA